Molecule: messenger RNA, 958 nt
Organism: Hibiscus syriacus
Lineage: Eukaryota; Viridiplantae; Streptophyta; Magnoliopsida; Malvales; Malvaceae
Product: germin-like protein subfamily 2 member 4
Exons: 3
Coding region: 91-747 (218 amino acids)
Biological process (GO): regulation of root development; plasmodesmata-mediated intercellular transport
Cellular component (GO): cell wall; plasmodesma
Molecular function (GO): manganese ion binding
Source: RefSeq, a predicted model, not a curated record
CCCUUUUCUCUUCAUGCAAUCGAAGCAAAAAGUUUCUCUACUUCUUCCUUUUAUUUAUCAAUUGUCCCUUUUUAGCUUGUAAUCAUCUUCAUGGCUGCCACGGUUUCUGCAUAUCUCUUCGUCUUUCUCGCGCUCUUCGGUAUGGUCGCAUCUGAUCCCGAUCUUCUUCAGGAUCUCUGUGUAGCCAACAAAGCUGCAGGAAUAAAGGUGAAUGGAUUUCCAUGCAAAGAUGAGGCAAAUGUUACGGAAGCUGAUUUCUUCUUUAGCGGUUUAGCCAAUCCUGGAGUUAUCAACAAUUCAGUAGGAUCAGUGGUGACAGGAGCCAAUGUUGAGAAAAUUCCCGGGCUUAACACCCUUGGAGUGUCACUUGCCCGCAUCGACUAUCAACCCGGUGGACUUAACCCACCCCACACUCACCCACGUGCCACAGAGAUCAUCUUUGCUCUUGAUGGUGAAUUGGAUGUUGGGUUCAUAACUACAUCAAACAAGUUGAUCUCCAAAUCCAUCAAGAAAGGCGACAUUUUCGUCUUCCCUAAGGGACUGGUACAUUUCCAGAAGAACAAUGGUGAGAAGCCAGCUUCUGUGCUUGCAGGGUUCAACAGCCAGCUGCCAGGAACUCAAUCGAUUGCCGCUACAUUGUUUACUUCAACACCCCCGGUGCCGGACAAUGUCUUGACCAAGGCCUUCCAAAUCGGCACCAAGGAAGUUGACAAAAUAAAGAAUAAGCUUGCCCCAAAGAAAAGCUAAGCUAAAUGAGGCAAAAUCAUUAAAUCCCGCUUCUACAUGCAUAACUUUCUAUGAAUAAUAUUCAGUUUUCAAUUUUCCAACUUUUAAGUAAAAAAUGAUCAAACCCAACGUUUUAUAAGUAAUAGUAAUUGGUGAUGAGUGUAGAUCUUUGUAAUUAUAAAUUCUCUGUUUCUUUGGAAUUGAAUAAAGAAAUUCAAGAACAAAAGGUUGU